Messenger RNA from Phytophthora infestans T30-4, 405 nucleotides. RefSeq lists its product as uncharacterized. The record is from RefSeq and is a predicted model, not a curated record. The coding region runs from base 1 to 405 and encodes 134 amino acids. Lineage: Eukaryota; Oomycota; Peronosporomycetes; Peronosporales; Peronosporaceae. The transcript has 3 exons.
AUGGACCAGCAAUCCCAGAAGGCUCGCAACAAGGGUGUUGCUAUCUCGGCACUAAUUCGUGAUGAGCAAGAGCGCUAUCGUAUGCAUGACCCCCACCUCAUUACCGCUCUUGACGAGGUCUACCAGUACAUGACCACCAAAGUAGAUCCGAUCCUGACCAAGGUACUGGAAGAGGUGCUGUUGUACCAACCAGAUCAGACAGCCGACUUCCUCGCUAAUGCAGUGCGAGGAACCCUUAAUCUCAAGAAGUACAACUACAUGGAGCUAAAGCGACAGGUUUACUUCGACCGCAAGGUCCGUCAUUUAAUGAUACUAGCGACCAACAAUACUAUUCGAGAACGUCCUGCUGAUGUCCAAGCGUUCCUGGCGGAACUCUUUGAAGCUCGCUCCAAAUUCUACCGAUAA